AUGGAAGAUAACACCGCGUCCAACAAGCCCACCUCGAGAGUAAUAGACUCGUUGCACUCACAAAUCGACGACUUGAAGACCGAGUUGGAGACUGUCAAAAUAUCCCACGACGACUACAAGAAGAAGUAUGUUUUAGUCUCUCAGAAGAAUGACUCGUUUGUCGAUCAAUUGGCCAACGCCAAACAUGAAAAUGAUAUGAUAAACGCUUUAUUGAAGAGAAAGGAAAGAAGAAUAGCCGAUUUGGAAGACCAAUAUAACGAGUUGUCUUCGAGCAACGAAUCGUUACAGUUGAACAACAAAAACAUGAAAAUCAGAUGUGAAAACUUGCAACAGUCAUCGGCGUCGUCUACGGCAGAAUACGAACGUUUGAAGAUUGCCUACGACGCCUUGAUUGCAUCUCAGGUAGAAUACAAGAGACAUUACCAGAAGGAGUUGAAUACACUUGCCUCAAAGCUUGAGGCCUACAAAACAGAAAACAAACAGAGAUUUCAAGACUUGUCUUCCAAGUUGUCGAGUAAUGACAAGGAUAUCGACACCUUGUUGGAUAGUAUGACCAAUAAGAGAAAGGCCUUGGACAAUCUCUACGUCAACAAGAACAAAACCAUCUUGGAAUUAUUGACGUCGUUGGCUAAGGCUGCUAAGAUACAUGGUUUGGAUACCAAAUCUACUCUCGAAGAGAACACCGUAGCCAUACUGUCGUUAUUGGAGAAAUACCCCGAUUUACAAGAAAAGAUUUUGACUCACGAAAAAGUAGAAGUCGAUUUGGAUGAGCUAAUAAGUGAGUCUAAUGAAACGUUGUCCAACUGCUCCUUUGAAUCGGAAGCUACGUUAGUUAAUUCUCCGGAAUUAUCUGAUUCUGCAUCUCAGAGCAAGAAUGCUGACCAUCUCAAACAGGACGUAAAAGCUUCGUCGCUUUCCAGAAGUAACACUCUACAAGCCAAGAAACGUAAGAAUAAGAGAAAUUCAGUCAGAAUCGAUUCCAAGAGUGGCCCAGAUUUCUCUAGUAUUACAACACCAACAACUGGUCAGUUUGCAUUGCCUAAAAAGCCUACUUUCACGAGCAACAACGAUAAUAGAGGCUUCUCCAGCAGAUCUCCUCUGGAUUCGUCCAGAAAUAUCACACCUCCGCAUCAAGAUUAUGAAAUCAACCCCAAAUUCCAAAACCAGAAUGUGCAUCUCAACAAUGACACUAACAACAAGGGCGGAAACUACAAUAAUAACAAUAAUAACAGAUCAAAAAGAAAAUCCUUGUAUGGUGGACAAUAUAAUUCAAAGAGAAAUUCCCAAAUCAUAGAUCCUAAUGCAUUGAAUAUUUCGAUGACUACCUAG
Scheffersomyces stipitis CBS 6054 is the source of this 1329-nucleotide messenger RNA. RefSeq names its product She3p (gene SHE3). The record is from RefSeq and is a predicted model, not a curated record. Bases 1 to 1329 code for a protein of 442 amino acids. Gene Ontology annotation, biological process: mRNA transport; endoplasmic reticulum inheritance. The transcript has 2 exons. NCBI's taxonomy places the organism in Eukaryota, Fungi, Ascomycota, Pichiomycetes, Serinales, Debaryomycetaceae.